Messenger RNA from Phanerochaete carnosa HHB-10118-sp, 1854 nucleotides. RefSeq lists its product as uncharacterized. The transcript has 11 exons. Gene Ontology annotation, molecular function: protein binding. The coding region runs from base 8 to 1759 and encodes 583 amino acids. Lineage: Eukaryota; Fungi; Basidiomycota; Agaricomycetes; Polyporales; Phanerochaetaceae. The record is from RefSeq and is a predicted model, not a curated record. Gene Ontology annotation, cellular component: site of double-strand break; nucleus. Gene Ontology annotation, biological process: regulation of DNA double-strand break processing.
AGCAAACAUGGACCCCAGCAUUAUGGCCGCGAUGGGCAUUACUGGCUUUGGGAAGCAGCAGAAACAGAAAAAGCUGGACCCAAACCGGUUUGACAAGAACAAACGCGUGGAGGAUUCACAAGACCAGCUCCCUAUGAAGAAGGUAGAUAAUGGGGAAUUAGCUGGCCUAAGCCGGUCGCAACGCCCUUCUGUGGAACUAGAGUCCGAGCCAGACGCGGAUGACCUCGAAGUCGGUCCUCCGCCCCCGUCAGCUGAAGCUGCGGAUUCAGAAGAACCUGAAUUCGACCCCUCGGACGAAGAUGACGACCUGCCGGAAUUCCCCACAACUCAUGAGCUGAUUCUUAAGGAUCAUACGAAGGUUGUUUCGGCCCUGGCCCUUGACCCCUCCGGUGCCCGUAUUGUGAGCGGCUCACAUGAUUACGACUGCAAGCUAUGGGACUUCGGUGGAAUGGAUUGGAGGUGUAAGCCGUUCAAAACUUGGGAGCCUGCGGGUACUUAUUAUAUUCACGACGUCAAGUGGUCGCUCGAUGGUCAGCAGUUCCUAGUCAUGCCUGGGACGACGCAGCCGAAGCUGUUUGACCGAGAGGGCGAAGAACUUGCGACGUAUGUCAAGGGUGACAUGUACAUCCGAGACAUGAAGAACACCAGCGGCCACGUCGCGGAACUGACCACUUGCGCCUGGCACCCUAAGGACCCUCAAUCCUUCAUCACGAGUUCCGCUGAUUCUACUAUCCGCAUCUGGGACGUGGAGAAUAAACGGAAACAGAGGACGGUUAUUGUUGUCAAGUCGAAGGAGCGAGGCGCACGAACUAAAGUCACCGCGUGUGGAUAUUCAUCGGAUGGCUCGCUCAUUGGCGGAGCUUGUCUCGACGGAGCGCUGCAUAUGUGGCAAACGAAGUCCAACUUCGUGCGCCCAAGUCUAACGAUCGAAGGCGCGCACAUGAAGAACACCGAUACAGGUUCUUUGGUCUUCUCCGUCGACGGUCGAACUGUCCUAACCCGCGGAGGAGACGACACAGUCAAACUGUGGGACCUGCGAGCGUUCAAGAAGCCAUUGGCGACUCGUCCAGGCUUGACGACAUUGUAUUCAACCACGAACGCUAUCUUCAGCCCCGAUGACAAGCAUGUUCUAACUGGGGCGGGAGCGUCGUCGAAGGGCAGCAAGGGUCGUCUCAUGCUUCUGGAGAAGGACACCCUGGAGCCAGCGAAGGAGCUGCUGGUAGACACGACCCCUGUCAGGGUGGCCUGGCAUGCAAAAAUCAACCAGAUCGUUACGGGGCUUGCAAACGGACAAAUCUGCGUGCUCUACUCGCCCAACACUUCCGUUAAUGGUGCCAAGCUGCUUCUCAACAAAGGACCGCCGCGCAAAGCUAAUAUCGAGGACAUGUCUGAUGCUCUGGCUGCGCCGACUAUCAUCACACCCCACGCGCUGCCGAUGUUCAGGGACGGGGAGAUUACACGGGGAACCAAGCGAAAGCGUGAGAAGGACCGUAUGGACCCACGCAAGAGCAAGAGACCAGAGCUGCCAGUUACCGGGCCUGGACGAGGAGGACGAGUGGGUGCAAGCGCAACGCAGCACGUCGUGCAGAACCUGGUACGGGAUACGACGCGCGACGAAGAUCCUCGCGAAGCACUGCUCAGACAUGCAGCCACCGCAGAGCAAGACCCUGUCUGGACAGCAGCCUGGCGAGUCAACCAGCCGAAACCCGUGUUCGCACCGACCGAGGAGGAAGAGAAAAAAGAGGAGGACAAGGCAUAGAGCGACGGGUCGUGUUUCCUAAGAGUUACGGUCUCCGUGCACACGCCAGACGGAUAAGGUGGCGGAGUUUGAAAUAUCACAAAAAUAAUGAUUUG